Durusdinium trenchii is the source of this 672-nucleotide messenger RNA. The record is from the annotation of a GenBank genome assembly. Lineage: Eukaryota; Dinophyceae; Suessiales; Symbiodiniaceae.
AUGGAUCGGGUUCUGUCAUUACGGCGUGAAUGCAGGCACAACCCAGACUACUUCUUGCUACCUGAUUCGCAUGGACUUGUCCAAAUCGAGCUCAACCGACGUGUCGGCAAGAAGAAGGACGGUGAAGCAAAAGACAAGGCUGCGUGGCCAGAGCAGCAUAGCGCUCUAGCGGAGAAGUAUGGCGUGCAAUGGCCACUACAACCUAGCAAAGAGCUUGCGUCUUCUGUUUGGUAUGACGUCCUACCUGACAGGGAAAAGGAGGUGCUGUGCUUCGUCAACAUCAUGAACGAGCGCAUCACCAACGUUGAUGACAAGAUUCAGUAUGUGGACAUUUCGCAAUCUGCAACGCGUCUACCAACCUCGACACGUGGUUCUCAGGUCACGCCAACCAUUUUGCCAGGGUCAAAACUCUGGCACGUGGGUCGGAAGCGCUUGUUGUUAGGAACAGAGCUCAUGGCUCUUCAAGGGCUACCAAUGACGGAGUUCCCAGAGAACAUCUUGACAACUUUGUCACAGAAGCAGUGCGCAGACCUUGCGGGAAACAUGUUUGCAGUUCCUUGUGUGAUGGCAGUUGUCAUGUCGGCUUUGUCCACUCUCCGUUUCGAGACGUACAGUGAAGAAGAAGAGCUGGAUGCAGUUGCAAGCUCAAUGCAGAAAUGGUGCAAGAGCUAA